This is a messenger RNA of Amoebophrya sp. A25, 1527 nucleotides long. Lineage: Eukaryota; Dinophyceae; Syndiniales; Amoebophryaceae. The record is from the annotation of a GenBank genome assembly.
GAAUUUUCUCAUCCUGAUUGCGAUUCUAAAGUACAGUAUUGGCUUUGACUUACCAACGGUGUUUUCCGUUGGGCCAAAUGUGCUGCUUGUCUUCCUCGAUUCGGUUACCUCUGUGUCGCGUCGAUCUAUUCUUCGUACAGUUGCGUUUUCGUCGUUGUAGUUGUGGUGGCUACACUCCUCGGUCACUUCUCGGCAGAUGAAAAAUUGGUGAUGGAAUGACACGUCGCGGAAACUCGUUGUCGGUCGAAGAUCAUGUGUCAAAUCUGAUGAAUGAGUUUUCGAACUUCGACGAUCUUACGUGUACCCGAUGGUGAAGGUUUAGGCCCAGCGGCGCUCAAAGCACUAAGUAAAACAGCCGGCUAGUUUUCACCUCGACACUAUUAGACUUAUCCCGUGCAACAAAAUAUCUUUAUUCAAACCCAAUUGACUUGACGUAGCUGAACGAACAAACGUAUCAAUGAAAAACAAAGAACAUUGUGAUGAUGAUUCCGUUGUUAUGCCUUUUCUGCGUGAUGAAAUUUUUUGUUCUUGUUUGAGUUUAGAUGAACUGAUGAUGGAAAUACAAGGUCAAUUAGUCUGUGUUUUCGUUGUAAAUGUUGGUAAUGAGUCAAGAAUGAAUUCUUUUUCAUGUUUUCCUAAUUAAAUAAUUCAUUGAUUUCUUUGUCUGCAAUCGAAUUCGAAUCAACAUGGCCAGUGUUCCUUCCCUCACUAGUGUCGACUUGUUUGAGCCAUUAUCUGGCUACAUUGUGCUUGGGACACAACCGGAAGAGGCAGAUCCGGGUCUGCUGACACAGCGCAUCAAAGCACCCAGCAUCACCGGUAAACGGGCAACAUGCACCACGCCCUCUGCGGAGAACCGGGAUGUGCUGUUGAAGCGGAUUCCGAUGACCUACACUCCGAAGGACUGCGCACACCACUGCGAUGCUGCGGGAUCCCGCUGUACGCAUUGGAGUCUUUCAUUGUUAAGGGUAGUUUAUCACUAUCCCAUGUGGACUAAGUAUGCUGAGUGGAGGAGUCCUCCUUGAUUUAAAGGGGAAACUAAGGGGCAAAGGGGGCAACCCACUCGACUCGGUAUAGUGAAAAACUACCGCUAACAUUGGGACCAGUGUGGAACACGAGGCAGGCACCAGGGGUUUACGACGCAAGACAUAGGGCGCUGGCGUUUACUCCAAAAGCAGGCGCACCGGGACACUGCUUCCUCUGUGGUGUGGAGGACGAGGGGAUGAAAGAUUUUCAUUCUGCAAUAGGACAUGAUAGGGCUGGUUCCGCUAGAAGCGGAGGAGGACAAAAUAAAGCACAAGUAAAUACUAGAGAACAAAAGAAGUUUCUCUUUGACAAAUACUCGAUGCUAAGAGACGCACCAGGCAUGUACAGUUAUGUGGGCGUUAAACGACAAAUGACAGCACCGCCACCAAGGAUAAAAGAAGCUUAUCGUGGUGAAAAUGGAGCACUGUAUAGUAGAAACUGGUCCUAUUUACCACCGAGUUGGCUAAAAUUCCUCUAGCUAUAACAAAAGAUUUCAUCAGC